Messenger RNA from Stegastes partitus (bicolor damselfish), 11845 nucleotides. RefSeq names its product usherin-like. Gene Ontology annotation, molecular function: protein binding. The annotation marks the transcript as partial. The record is from RefSeq and is a predicted model, not a curated record. NCBI's taxonomy places the organism in Eukaryota, Metazoa, Chordata, Actinopteri, Pomacentridae. The transcript is spliced from 66 exons.
AUGCUGGAACCUUCAGAGAAGCCGAUUCCUGAACGUUGUGGGGUCAAAGGCCUGAGAUGGACUGAAGAGGAGGAAAGUGAGGGAGGAGCGACGGGAGGAAAUUUGCAAAGGAAGAGGCAAACAUGGGGCAGAGGAGGCAACAGAGAGAGGAUGAAAGGAGGAAGAGAGGAGCUGGGUAAUGUGUGGAAAGAUGGCAAGUGGGAAAAAAAUCCACAAGGAAGUAGAAAAAAUGGGCCAAAAGAGAAGAACAAGAAAGAUGGAAUGCUGUCAGUUACAGAAAGAGGAGGUGCGAUCCUGCAAAUGGAGAAAAUGACGAGGAAAAAGAAGCGCUGGCCUGACUUUCUGUGGCCGAUGCCCCAAAAAAACAUCAACGAAGAAAGGAUGAAGAGGAAGAUGAACAUCGGUAUCUUCCUCUGGUUGUCUCUCCUCUUUCUCAGCCUCUGCCCAAAACCUGCUUCAUCACAGGGACAUUUCCCGCGAAUGGAGAACAUCGCUGCCUUCAAACCCGUGUCCACCUCUCUGCCUCGCUCCACUUGUGGCUUUCCAGAGCGGAGCAGCUACUGUCAAUCACCUUCCUCCCAGUCUGAACUGCUGACAUGUUAUCAAGCCUUCUGUGUGCAGGAGUGUCCCUAUAGAUCCUCCACACCUCCGUAUGCCCCGCUGCUGCUAGCUGCACACAGGGGUACCUGCGUAUCUGAAGACACCGAUGACACUCGUCCUGGGACUCAGAAAGAGACAGGAACCUCUAGCAGUUCAGACGGGGUUUCUGGUGGAUCUGGUAGUUUGCUGUUUCGACCAGGCCAGGAUGGAUGUCUGGUCUCGCCUCCUUCACAGACACUGGGAGCGCUGGGUUCCCUCACCUUGGCAUUGUGGAUUAAACCGAGCUCUACGGGAGACAUGAUGCUGCUGGAGAAGAGUUUAGGAGGGCGGCUGGUUUUUUCUCUGACGGUGUCUGGGCAGGACGUCACCCUGCGGUACGGUCAGUCCAACAGCCAGACCAUCAGCUUCAGAACAGAGGGCAGGCUGGGGCUGGACAAGUGGACACAUCUUGUCUUGCAGAUCCAUGACAGACGCGUGAGUCUUUUCCUGGAUGGGCUUGAGGAGGAUGGGACACCGUUUGACACACAGCUCCUGACCACCAGGCUCUCUGAUAUCGGCGAGGAUGGUGCCAUGUGGGUGGGACUCAGCUCCAAUGGGUCUAAUCAGUUCAUUGGGCGGAUGCAGGAUUUUAGAUUUUAUCCUGCCACUUUGACCAACAGGGAAAUAGUAGAGUUGUAUUCAGGAGUUCUGCCUGAGCUCCACGUCCAGUCUGAGUGUCGCUGUCCUCCGAGCCACCCGAGAGUGCACCCUUUAGUCGAGAGAUACUGCAUACCCAAUGCUGUGGAUGACACCACCAAUGACAGAGUCCUGAGGCUGAACCUUAACGCCCAUCCACUCAGUUAUAUCAACGAUCAGGACAUGGGCACCACAUGGCUGUCUAAGAUCAUGACUACACAGGAGCUGGAUGAAGGAGUCACUAUUACAGUGGACUUGGCUAAUGGACAAUACCAGAUAUUCUAUGUUAUAGUUCAGUUUGGCGGCAUCAUGCCUGAGUCAGUUCUCAUCCAGAGACGGAAGCUUGACCUCGCAGAGUCUGAGAGUGGCACCGUCACAGAACAGCCUUGGAUGGACUGGCAGUAUAUGGCCAGAAACUGCAAUGUGUUUGAAAUGCAGAACAAUGGGCUGUUACAAAGACCAGACUCAGUCAACUGUCUACAGCUGCCCAGUGCCGUGCCCUUCUCUGGAGGCAACAUCACCUUCAGCCUGCUGACCACACGGCCAGUCCUGAGGCCGGGUUAUAAUGACUUCUACAACACUCCAGCCCUGCAGGAGAUGGUACAAGCUGCCCAGGUCAGGAUACAUAUGAGCGGACAGUACCACACCAGAGCAGGCGGGGUGAACCAGCGGCACAGAUACUUUGCUGUCAAUGAGAUCACCAUCAGUGGCAGGUGUGAGUGUCACGGCCAUGCAGACCACUGUGAUACCAGUGUGACACCGUACCGCUGUCUGUGUUUGCCGGAGAGCCACACAAAGGGAAACAACGUGAGUAUGAACUGUGAACUGUGUGUAAGCGGGUUUUUCAGGCUGGAGGACUCUGAUCCCACUUCAGUCGAUGUGUGUCAGCCCUGUGACUGUCACACUGCUGGGACGGUCAACGGCACUACGGAGUGUGCUCAGAUAGGAGGCCAGUGUCACUGUAAGGUUGGAGUAACAGGUCGUCGAUGUGCAGACUGUUUGCCGGGUUGGCAUGGUUUUACAGCCUCAAGUCCAAACGGCUGCGUUUCCUGUAACUGCAGCGACAUGGGCAUCAUCAGCAGCUCAACAGAAGCAGGUCCCAGCUGCAGUCAUGACACAGGACAGUGCCGAUGUAAACCCCACGUCACAGGUCUUUCAUGUGACCGCUGUGAGUUUGGUUAUUGGAACCUGUCCCACCCAGACGGCUGCGUCCCAUGUGACUGUGACCCGUCGGGCUCCCUCAGUCCGUUCUGUGAGCCUGAGGGGGGGCAGUGUGAGUGUAAGCCCGGGGUGGGCGGCCAGCGAUGUGACUCAUGCGGCGGCGGCUUGUACGGUUUAAGACUGGAGGGGUCCUGUGCUGCCUGCAACUGCUCGCAUGAUGGGACGGUGCCUGGGACAGACUGUGAUCCUUACACAGGACAGUGUGUGUGUAAGGAACAUGUGGAGGGCCGUCGCUGUGACUCCUGCCGUCAUGGUUACCACACCCUGGAGCAUCGCAACUCUCUGGGCUGUCUGCCGUGUGUGUGCGACUUUGGUGGAACUGUGCCAGACGGCGUAUGCGAUAUGUUUACCGGACAAUGCCCGUGCAAGGAGGGGGUGGAGGGAGCGCAGUGUACCAACUGUGCCCACAACUACUACAACAGAAGUUCAGACCUCCAGAAGGGUUCGUCCCAGGGCUGUGUACCAUGUAUAUGCGACCCCAGAGGAACAGUGGCAGGGUCAGUCUGCGACAGCACCACUGGGCAUUGUGUUUGUGUCCCUACACGCUAUGGAAAAGACUGCAGCAGCUGCCGACCCGGUUUGUACCUCCAUCCAGAUCAAGGUAUUUGUCUGGAGUGUGACUGCCAUCCAAUGGGAGCACUGCAGCGUGAUUGUGAGAGCCAGACUGGACAGUGUGCAUGUGCACAUCGCUCAGUGGGAGGACGACGUUGUGACCAGUGUCGUGAGAUGUUUUUUGGAUUCAACCCCGGUCUGGGCAGAUGCCUUCCUUGUACAUGUAACCCAGUGGGAAGUGUCAAUGGUUCGUGCCAUCCCGACACAGGGGAGUGUGUGUGUAAGCUGCUGGUAACUGGAGACAAGUGUGAUUUAUGUCAUCCUGGAGCGAGUCAUUUGGAUCCUGAGAAUCACUUUGGCUGCAGUAAAGCACCUUCCCAGCAACCUGCACCAGUCGGUUUUGCUCUCAGUUUCUCCUCCAUUCAUGUCUCUUGGCAUCCGCCCGACUCCCCAAACUCAAACAGACUCAACUACACACUCAUCAGGGAUGGACAGCCAGUGCACACCAUCCAGAGACACUAUCCUUUCAGCCCUGAGUCAUUUGAAGACAUCGGUUUGUUUCCCUUUACCAACUACACUUACUGGCUUGCAACAGCUAAUGUAGCUGGUGCGACGAUAAGUGCUCCAGCCUCAUACCAAACUUUAAGUGCAACACCGGACGCAGACCAGCUCCACUUAAACCUUGUGGGACGACCGGGUCCUACCAGUGCUAGCUUUAACUGGAGCACACCAAGAAACGAUACAGGCCCAGUGGAAAGGUUUGUGUUAUCAUCCACGGAGUCAUCUAGUGGAGCAGAGUCCUUCAUUCACUACGCAGGCUUAUCUACAGAGGCUGUGGCAAGCGGCCUGAAGCCCUUCACCCACUACACAGUCACACUGGAGGCUUGCUCUUCUGGAGGUUGCGCUUCUAGCCCGCCGCUGUCUCUUCUGACAGCUGCUGCCCCCCCACAGAACCAGCCUCCUCCCAGAGUCACUGCUACGGGACCUCAUACACUGCAUGCUUCCUGGGAGCCCCCCAGUCAGCCAAAUGGUGUUAUCACAAGGUAUGAGGUCUUUCUGCGUGGACCAGUGGAAUCGCAGAACCGUUCAAGUCUUGCUACUGAGAAAAGAGUGUUCUUCAGCUCCGGUUGGCUGGAUCCAAGUGUUUCUCCAGAAGCAAAGCUAACCAAUAGAAGCGCAUCGUCACCCCCUGAGAGCAGCACCAUUGUAGCCGGUCUGCAGGCGUUUUCAACCUACCAACUGAGAGUUGUAAGCAUCGGUACUGCAGGAAGUGUCACAUCAGAGUGGACCACAGCACGCACCAUGGAGGGAGUCCCAGAGUUCAUGGCUCCUCCACAAGUGUCUGCACUGUCCUCGACUAGUAUCAAAGUUACGUGGCGCACUGCUGAGGGUCAAGGGGUCAUCGCCAGAGGACAAGUCACAGAAUAUCGGGUCAACUUGCUCACCGAACAGACCAACAACCCCUACGCUCCUCCACUCGUAAAUCAGGUCUUGCAUAGGGUGGGACCAUCAUCACAGCCUGUGUUUAUCGUUAAAGGACUGAAGCCAUACCAUGUGUACAACUUCACUGUCACACUCUGCACAAAAACCGGCUGCAUCACCAGUCUGCCAAGCGCAGGACGGACGUUACCAGCAGCGCCAACAGGACUGUCUUCACCUCGAUUACACCAAGUAAAUCAAACCACCAUUCAGAUAGACUGGGACCCUCCAGCUCAACUUAAUGGGCCACACCCUUUGUAUCAGGUGGAGAGGACAGACGUCUCUCUCUCCGACCCACAAAGUCCAGUUGUCAGGGGCACCAGAUUCCCAGGAAACAGUUACUACCAGUUUCCCAGUGAUUCCCUUCCUGUCAACACAGACUUUACAGGUGUUAAGAUGAGUUUCAAGACUCGGUCCCCAGAUGGCCUGCUGCUCUGCGCCUUCUCUCCAGGAAACCAGGAAGAGUUUCUGGCCAUUCAGAUCAAGAAGGGACGCCCUUACUUUUUGUUUGACCCACAGGGCUCAGCAGUGGCUGUGAGUGUGCAGGGUGAUGGAGGGCGCCGCUACAAUGAUGGACAGUGGCACAGCAUCACAGCAACAAGGCGAGGGGCCGUGGGAACAAUCGUUGUAAACGAUCAAUACAGAGGAAGUGCAUCAGCUUCCAGCGGCAGCACCAUUAUCGGUGACAACAUGGGGGUGUUCAUUGGAGGGCUGCCUGAAGAUUUUACUGUACUGAGAAAGGAUUCAGGAGAUGCCCGACUGGUACGACGGGGCUUCUCUGGUUGCCUCAGAGAUGUGAGUUUUAAGAUGACUGACGGCCCCUCAGAGGAAUGGCAGUUUCUGAACUGGACAAAAGUCACAAAGAAGGUGGCAGCGUAUGAAAGCUGGGAGGGAUGUCCUCUUCAAACUGUGGACGGAGCCCAUUUUCUGGGUCAUGGUUACUUGGAGUUGGACGCGAGUGUAUUCGGUGGAGGACAGGACUUUGACAUUUCUAUGGAUUUCCGAACAGACCAGCUAAGCGCACUUUUGCUGUUUACAUACAACACGCAAGCUGAAGACUACAUGCUGGUGGAGCUAGAAGCGGGUCUUCUGUCCUUCAUUCUCGCCGCUGAAGGUCAUGUGAUUGAACUCAGCAUGUGGGUGGGGCUUAGCUACUGCGAUGGAGAUUGGAAACAGUUGUCAUUGGCGAAACGCGGCUCACUCAUCUCUGCUGCCGUCGAUUACUGGGCCGAAGAAACGAGGGGAGUGGGAGGGACAGCGAGGCUAAGAGUUGAUUCACCGCUUUACGUGGGGGGCGUGCCAACAGAGCUCAUACAUCCUGCUCUGGACAGCCGAAGUCACAAACACGGCCUCGGUGGUUGCAUAAGGGGUCUUACCAUACGAAGUGAUGAAAGAAACCCUCCUGUCAGUCAAAGUGUUAAUCUUGCUAUUGCCUCACACCGUUCUGUGAGAGUCUACUUAGAUGGCUGUCCAACCAGUGAAAGCCGGUACAACUGCAGAGGAAACGAUUCAGUGUUGGUCUACAAUGGGAGGAAGACACAAGCCACAGAUUCUAGUCUGCAACCUUUCUCUGAGUACCUGUACAGGUUUGUGGCCCUGGCUGCAGGAGGCUGGGCUGCAGGACCUUGGCAGAGAGGACGCAGCCGAGGCAAAGUGCCUUCGUCUGUACCACCUCCUACCACAGUGCAGAGCUUCGACGGCUUCAGUGCCAAGGUGAGCUGGGUGCCGCCCGCUGGUGACAUCAGAGGGCUGAUUGACAGAUACGAGCUGAAGGCCUACAACAGAGACCAUCCAGAAGCACCGCCCAUCACAGCCACGUACCUGGCUAAUGGAAAUUUCACAGGUGUGCUGUCGGGUCUCACUCCAUCCACUCGGUACAUCGUCACUGUCAGCGCCUGUGGUCCUGUUAGCUGCACCGAGAGUCUUUACAACGACAACGAUUUGAGAUCGAGUCUCACAACCCCGGAGGAAGCUCCAGAAGCUGUAUUCCCUCCAGCUGCAGUGUCGUCCCCCACAGCUCUCUAUGUUUCCUGGGAACCUCCAGCAAAGCCCAAUGGAGGCAUUGCAGAGUACCUCCUCUAUCACAACGACCAAACGGUCUACAGAGGAAAAAACAGACAACACAACAUCACUGGUCUCGGUGUGUACUCCACCCAUGUCAUGGUACUGAGUGCAUGCACCUCAGUGGGCUGCACCAACAGUUCACAAGUUACAAUGCUGACCUCACAGCUUCCUCCUGGGCCUCUACGAGCUCCGACUCUUACCCCGCUAGACUCUCGGACUGUUUUUGUGGAGUGGUCAAGUCCCGCUCAGAUAAAUGGCGUUUUGGAGUUUUACGCCAUCUUCCUGUCACAUGACGGUGCAGAGCCCGUGCUGGCCUAUAACAGCUCUGAACUUUUUGAGGACCACACACUCCGCAACCUAACUCCUGGAACAACUUACACCAUCACCCUGGCUGCCUGCACAGGAGGCGGGUGCACAUUAAGCCCCCCAAGCCAGGCUCAGACUGAGGAGAGCACCCCAGAGAAUGUCCCUGCACCGCUGGUCACCCCUUUGUCCCCACAUGCACUCAACGUCAGCUGGACUCCUCCUGACACUCCGAAUGGCAUUAUAACCAGCUACGGUCUUUGGCUGGAUGGAGUCCUCAUCUUAAACUCCAGUUCCUCCCAGAGGUUCUUCGUUGUGGAGGGACUCUCUCCGUGGAGCCGACACGUUCUCAGGCUGCAGGCCUGCACAGCACAGGGCUGUGGCAAAGGACCAAUGGUGGAGAUGCGUACAUUAGAGAUGGCCCCAGAAGGCCCCAUAUUGCUGGAGCUGACCAAUCAGAGCUCCAGAUCACUCCGAGCCCGCUGGACAGCCCCUCCUAGACCGAAUGGGAACCUGAGCUACACACUGUACUGCAAAAGCAAAGAUGGUGAGACUGUGUUGGACGGAAGUACAGCAGCAGGCAUCUGGUUGUCUGUGACUGACCUGCAGCCGUACACUAACUACAGCUUCUGGAUCAGAGGGUGCAACACGCAGGGUUGUGUUGAGAGCCUCCCCCUCAGUGUUACUACACCCCCAGCAGCCCCAGAUGGUUUGUCUCCUCCAACUUUGGUCUAUGCAACGAACGCCAGUCUGAAUGUAUCCUGGUCCGCCCCUGCUAACUCCAACGCACCAGGCCCACUUUACUACAGCCUGCAAAUGAGGACAUCCCCACAGAGGCCUGUCAUAAGGCUUAUGGAAAAUGCAACAGACACCUUUUCCUAUUAUGUAGAGGGAUUGUCACCGUACACGCAGCACCUGUUUAGAGUGGUGGUUUCGCACACACAUGGACAGACAGCUGGCCCCUGGGCAACCCUGCGCACUGCAGAGGAUAGUCCAGGACCAGUCGACACCCCAGCUGUGUCAGGACUUCAUUCUCGAAGUGUAUCAGUUAACUGGGUUCCUCCCACACAACCAAAUGGCAUAAUCACAAAUUACACCCUCUAUCUUCACUCCGGCUCUGUUACGCCUUUGGAUCAUAAACCCAGCUCAGUCUCCAGCACUAACUUGACCCUCAAACCCAGCUUAAGUCCUAACCCAAGCAUGCUGCCAAGCACAGAGGGUGCAUAUCUCAACUCAGGUCAUAACCUCAGGCCAACAUCCAGUCUUACAACCCCUCAAGGCUCAAACCACAUCUCCAUCUUGAGGCCUGGUGUUGUAAAAGACAACCAGAUUGAGUCCACUGGUGUGAGCAAUGUAAGCCGAGGCCCCAGUUCAAUCUUAUUCCACCCCACUAAACCCAGUAGCACCAGUGGAAGCCCCAGCUUCUCACCGUCAAACCCAGACUAUAUCAGCUAUAAUACUGAAUAUUUUGCAAAACAAGACCCAAUCAACAACCCUGCCUUCAGCUCUUAUAGUGCAGCUUCAAGAUCAACGCCUCUAUCAGUCACUGUUCCAGGGAACACCACGAGCUACACUUUCCUCGACCUACUUCCCUACCAGACCUACAGCCUGCAGGUGGAAGCAUGCACCAGUGUGGGUUGUUCAGCGUCUGGGAGGUCUCAGUAUUUUCGUACCCUCCCAGCUCCACCUGAAGGGGUUCCUGCACCUCACCUUUACUCUGACACACCCACCUCUGUUCUCUUAUCCUGGGGUGCACCGGAGUUGAGCAAUGGACCUCUGGAACGGUGGCUGAUUGAGCGUAGAGUUAAUGGGACCAAACAAGUCUCCACAGUGGGCCAGCUCCUGCCGGAUCCUCCCCCUCUUUCCUUCCUGGACUCUUCAUCAGCUCUCAGUCCCUGGACGAGCUACCAGUAUCGACUUGUGCUCCAUAAUCAGGCUGGCAACACUACGGGGCCCUGGGUCAGCAUCACCACUAGACCUUCUAGACCAGCUGGUCUCAGUCCACCAAGGGUGAGGGUCUUGGGGCCGGAGUCACUUCAAAUCACAUGGUCACCGCCGCUUAUUCCCAAUGGAGAAAUUCACGGCUAUGAGCUCCGUCUCCCAGAACCCCGUAUCUCUCAUGUCGCUGGUGAUGCAUCUGAGCUCAACGUCACCGUAACGGACCUCGUUCCGUACACGAAUUACAGCAUCACUGUGUUGGCGUGUUCGAAGGGUGGAGGACAUGUUGGAGGAUGCACAGAAAGCCUGCCGACUCCAGCUACCACAUUACCCACGAGCCCUGAAGGCCUUGCACCGCUGUCAGUGGUGGCAGUCAGCGAGUCUUUUCUGGCCAUUUCCUGGCAACCACCAAGCAGGCCCAAUGGACCGAACAUAAGAUACAAGUUGCUCAGACGUAAAACCCACCAGCCCCUGGCCAUCGCCGCGGUCCCCACAUUAACAGCCACGUCCCCACCCCCCUCUGAAGAUCUCCAUCGCUGGCUUCAUGUUUACUCCGGCACCAAAUUGUUCUACCAAGAUAAAGGCCUAAGCAGAUUCACAGAGUACCAGUACCAGUUGGUGGUUCAUAAUGACGUGGGCUACUCCUCGGGGGAGAUUGUUACUGCGCUGACCAUGGCCGGGGUUCCCCUCCACCCUCCGUCUCUGUCUGCCCACGCUAUCAAUCAUACUGCUAUACAAGUUAACUGGACACAACCAUCUUUGCAAGACCUGCAGGGAGAGGUGGAAUCUUACCUGGUCACAGUAGAGUCUCCCCUGCCAAGUGUGAUUUUGGCUUUUGGACCUGAGAUCAAGUCCACAGUGAUAAGUGACCUUUGGCCCAGUACCACAUAUCUGGUGUCAUUACAGGUGUCCAACGGAGCCCAUAAUACCACUAAGGCAAUAGUUAAUGCCACCACUGCAGAUGGAGCACCAGAGGGGAUGUCUGCCCCGGAGCUGGUUCCUGUAAACAGCAGCACAGCACGUGUGCUCUGGUUGCCUCCUCUUCGACCCAAUGGAGCAGUCACUGGUUACAACAUCUACGUUAAUGACCGUUUCCAUGGCAAUGUGGACAACAGCUCAGGGUCCUACCUGCUGGGGGACCUACUGCCGUUUACUGUCUACGACAUACAGGUGGAGGUGUGCACAGUGUAUGCGUGUGUUCGGAGUAACGUUACCAAAACAACGACUGUAGAGGACCUUCCUGCUGACUUCGCCACGCCGCAUGUACAAGUGAUCAGUCCCAGGGUGGUGAGAUUAGAUUGGUCCCAUCCAGGCAAACCCAGUGGGAUCAUGCUGGGCUACGAGGUUUUAAGACGGACCCUCAGAUCGUGUGCCGAUGGGUCAACAGGGGGCACAUCGUCCCUGGGGGAAGAGUCAGACGUUGCAGGUGGUUUAAGGUUUACAUGUUCCUACCUGCAGUGUCCUGUGAGUCACGGUGUUUGUGGGACGUCCUGCUUCAACCCUGACAAACAGGUUUGCUGCCGUGGAGAAUUGUUCACAAAGAAGCCACAUCAUCACUGCUGCGAUGGCAGUUACUUGAGUUUGAAUAAUUCCUCCGACCCAGUGUGCUGCAAUGGCAAACUAGUCCCAGCUCUCCCUAACCACCAGUGCUGUGGAGGUUACUAUGUUCAUGUGAAAAACAAUGAAUACUGCUGUCCUGACCACUUGCAGGGCCGGGUCUCAGUGGGGCUGGGUGACAGCUGCUGUGGGGGGGUUCCUUACUCCGUGACAGGCGGCCAGCUCUGCUGUAGUGGGAGCCUCCAUGAUGGCUAUGGGGUCCAAUGCUGUGGAGGCCGGAUUGAAGAUGAUACACUGAUGUGUUGCGGUGAUGCUGAGAAGGGGGAAGUGCAUGUACAUACUCCAGGUUUUGUCUGCUGUGGUCAGGAGUACAUCAACUCUUCAACCUCUCUUUGCUGCGUGGGCAAUGAUGGAUAUCCCACAAUGCACCCUGCUGGCAACGCCACGGUGACGCUGCAGUGCUGCGGGUCAAAGGUGAUACACCAAGGAGAGGAAUGCUGCAAUGGGAUUGGCUACGACCCCCAACGACAUGUGUGCGCUGCCCGACCCACACCUGGUCUCCUCAUACAGCACCAGUGUUUAAAGGGUGCUGUGUGUCCCGUAGCUGCAGCGUCUACAGCUUACUGUGGCUCCUGUGACCUUGAUCCAUCUACGACCGCCUGCACAUGGGUGUUGUCGGCACAGCCUGACACACAGUCCACAACGUACUCCCCAUUCAUCAGCCCCACGCAGGAAACACUCGCUACAGGCCUGUCUACACAUACAAACAGAAGUAAUAACAGUUACAAAAUGCUAGACGCAUACAGUCACACGCACGCUGAGAACAAGCAGUUCGAGGGGAGCCUGUGCCCGUCACACGAGGAGGUUGUGCACAGCGGAGAUGCUGGAAAAUACACCUAUACAGACUCUGACCUGGAGCCUUUUACCACCUAUGAAUAUAGAGUGAGGGGCUGGAACAGCUUCGGUCGAGGCUCCAGCGACGUUGCAACAGUGACGACCAGCGAGGACAAACCGUGGGGAGCGGCACCGCCCCGCUGGAGCCGUCUAGGUGAACGAGAUGACAUCAUCCAGUUGCAAUGGCAAGCUCCCGCCAGACCUAAUGGUGAGAUCACCCACUAUGUUAUACUGCGGGAUGGGCAAGAGCGCUAUCGUGGUGAUGAAAACAGUUUCACUGAUGUUGGUGGGAUCAGGCCUUUCCAGGAAUACAGUUACCAGCUGAGGGUCUGUAACCGGGCUGGUUGUACUGACAGUCCAGAGGUGGUGGCAGUGACGGUCCGCGGAGUCCCAGAGGACGUGCAGCCUCCAGUGGUAACAGCUGUAAGCUCCUCCUCCCUCCACGUGAGCUGGUCUGAACCCACUCGUCCCAAUGGAGUCAUACAACGGUACCACCUGAACCAGACCGGUGUUGGAACCGUAUUUACUCACACUGACGGACCCAGAAAUCACACCCUGACUG